AUGCCCAGAAGUCAGAUUCUUACUCGGAAGGCGAGCUGGGGACAUGGCCUUGGCAUUUUCUGCAAAGUCAGGCUGAGAAGCUCUUAAAACCAGCGAGACUGGGUAAGGUGGUGGCAGUGAAUUGUCCCAGGAAAGAGGGAGGACUGACAGGGAAGGCGUCCUUGCCAAGCAGGAAGGGGACGCAAAACCAUCACUCGCCCCAGGGCCAGAGUCACGCAACAGCAAAGCACCGUGAAGACCCAGGGGGACAGGGAACUCCCAGCCUGGGGCCCUCUCCCUUUCAGGGCACUGUGCAAAACAGGCCACUCGUAUGAGCGCAGUGUCUCCAGUUUAUGAUUGGCAGAGGGAAGAGCAAAUCAAGUCGCGGACUCUGAAAGCAAAACACUGCAAGAUCCAGGCAGCACCGUGUUGGGGAAGGAAUUAAGGGGGCUGUGCCUUCGGUUGCGCGAAGAGUCAAAGUCAUUUCUCUGAAACCUCUGAUAGGUGGGCCUUGGAGGAAACGCCGCUGAGCACCGCAAGAUUUGGAAACGCGUUCCUGGGUGUCUGCUCCGGAAAGAGAGAAGUUGGCACUUCUCUGCGCGAAGAUGAGGAGAGGUCUGUAAAUCAGCCCGAAGAGCCCCGAAGCACAGUUCCGGUGUGAGACAGAGAUGGCUGGUCAGAGCAGGUGAACACCGUGAGGGGACACGGCUUCCCCUGACCCGCCUGCGCAGCCCCAGCUUCCGAGCCAGGCCUGCGGAAUGCGCCGUUAGACCACCAUGGACGGAGCCCACAGCGCGGCCCUGCACCUGGAGCAGGUCCCGCCCACCAGCAGCACCAGCCCCGCCAGCCAGGGCUCCUUCUCCUACAAGGAAAACCUGAUCGGCGCCCUUUUGGCAAUUUUCGGGCACCUUGUGGUCAGCAUUGCGCUUAACCUCCAGAAGUACUGCCACAUCCGGCUGGCAGGCUCCAAGGACCCCCGGGCCUAUUUCAAGACCAAGACAUGGUGGCUGGGCCUGUUCCUGAUGCUGCUGGGCGAGCUGGGCGUGUUCGCCUCCUAUGCCUUCGCCCCGCUCUCGCUGAUCGUGCCCCUCGGCGCAGUCUCCGUGAUAGCUAGCGCCAUCAUAGGAAUCAUAUUCAUCAAAGAAAAAUGGAAACCUAAGGACUUUCUGAGGCGCUACGUCUUGUCCUUCGUGGGCUGCGGUUUGGCUGUGGUGGGCACCUACCUGCUGGUGACAUUCGCACCCAACAGUCACGAGAAGAUGACCGGCGAGAACAUCACCAGGCACCUUGUGAGCUGGCCUUUUCUCCUGUACAUGCUCGUGGAGAUCAUUCUGUUCUGCUUGCUGCUGUACUUCUACAAGGAGAAGAAUGCCAACAACAUCAUCGUGAUUCUUCUCCUGGUGGCGUUACUCGGCUCGAUGACGGUGGUGACGGUGAAGGCAGUGGCCGGGAUGCUCGUCUUGUCCAUCCAGGGGAACCUGCAGCUCGACUACCCCAUCUUCUACGUGAUGCUCGUGUGCAUGGUGGCGACUGCUGUCUAUCAGGCCACGUUUUUAAGUCAAGCCUCGCAGAUGUACGACUCGUCUUUGAUUGCCAGUGUUGGCUACAUUCUGUCCACCACUGUCGCCAUCACCGCAGGCGCAGUGUUCUACCUGGACUUCAUCGGCGAGGAUGCGCUGCACAUCUGCAUGUUCGCGCUGGGGUGCCUCAUUGCAUUCUUCGGCGUCUUCUUAAUCACACGGAACAGGAAGAAGGCCAUUCCAUUUGAGCCCUAUAUUUCCAUGGACGCCAUGCCAGGUAUGCAGAAUAUGCAUGACAAGGGGACGGCAGUGCAGCCCGACCUCAAAGCUUCUUUUUCCUACGGGGCGCUGGAAAACAACGACAGCAUUUCCGAGAUCUAUGCUCCUGCCACACUGCCUGUCGUGCAGGAAGAACACGGCUCGAGGAGCGCCUCUGGCGUUCCCUACCGAGUCCUGGAACACACCAAGAAGGAGUGAGCCCGCCUCGAGGGGGACUUAACCUCCCCUCCACUUACAGCUGCUCAGGCCAGGCUGUCAGUGGUCCGACUCCUAGUUCUAAAACUUGCCUUUCAAGUCUAAUUUUUGUAAACCAGGAACUGUGUGGACAGGGAUCUUGAAAAGGCUUUGUCUUUGGCAGAGGAUGUUAUCUUGGUCUUGGGAAUUUCACACACUGGGGGUGAGGGGAGAGGACAGAAGCAGGACUCUGCGGGUGGAAGGGUGGUCCGCCUCUGCCUGGUUGGCCACGCCGGACUUGGAAAGCCUUCAUCAUCCUUGAGGUCAGUAACUGUGCUUCCUCAGUCACGGACCAAAGGCUUCCACGUUCCUCAGAGCUGAAGCGAGGCAGAGUCUGCUCUUCCUCUCCAAGUCCAGGGAGAGACUGGAGACCUUUAAGUCUCGCCUUUCCCCACCUCAUGUGCGGGCCUGACCUCUGCCCCUCUCACUUUUGCUUCCGUAUUUGUGAUAACAUUUGUGUGGCCUUCACAUAGCCCAGUGGGCCAGCCGUGGGUGGGACAUUCUGGCAUUCGCCGGUAGGAAAUGCACUUCUGCCUCCCAUAGUCUGCCCUCCCAGUGAAAAUGUGCUUGAUGUGUUUAUAGUGGAUCUGCUCUGAAAACUAACUUGAUUUUGGUUCUGUGAACUGUUUGCUUGCUCUCCCUCCCUGCCCCUAGAGGAAUCGGGAAGUUAAGAGAAGAAGGAUGAGAACAGGACAGGGGCAGAGCGACGUCGCUCCAGCCCGUAAGGGAGGGAGAUUCGCUCUCCAUCCUGCAGAAUGGGAUCACAUCACUUAAAAAGGGUAGACAGGAAGUCUGGCUGUUUUACAUGUAUCUUCCUGCACACCAGUGCCCUCUGGGAAGAUUGAGGCGUUGCUCACCUCCUUCCAUCCUCUUCACUAUAGAUCAGCAAACCAAGCUGGAGUCACUGGUUAAUGUCUUUGGAGUCAGCACAGACUGUUUGGGUCCCCAUCCCCAUGUAUACAUGUCUGGGAGACGCACACAAUCUCCGAAAUGGAGCUACGCAGGCUUCUUUCUGGCUGCAAACCUUCUUCCCCUAGACCGACUGUGCGUCUUCGAGAACUUGCAGGUAGAGGUUUGCAAACCUUAAUGAGCCUCAGGAUCCCCUAGAGAGUUUCCUUAAAAUGCAGAACCCUACACCCCAACCACAGAUACUCCAAGUGGGACUGGGGUAGGGCCCAAGAGUCUGCAUUCUUAACCAGCAGUACAGGUGGCUCCAAUGCCGGUAACCCACGGAUCACACACCUUGAAAGCCUAGUGUUCGGGAGGAUCUGCUUUAAACCCCCCAGGGCCCGACGAACUCCUACUGGAAGGUUGGAGUGACCAUUCCUUGUCUCCUUCCCAGGGUUCGUUAGGCAGGUCGUGCAACCCCUGAAGAAGCAGAGGCGGUUCUCCGUUCAUUGAUUACCACUUAGAGCUACACUUACUGCUUCCCACGCAGCCUUUAACUACCGGGCAAGAUAACAGUGUUAAGAGACCAGUGUUGAUAGAUCAUUAACCUUUAUGGAUUGUGCUUAAUACUGAUUUAGUACCUUGACUUCAAAAACUGACUGUUGCCUGUGGUAACACUUCUGUAUUGUAUCUCGGCCACUUCCGUACUGUCUCUUACAUGCCUAGGCAAGCAGCCGGCGAUGAAGGACCUUUUUCCCUUUAGGAUAGGUAUCAACUCCAUGCAACAAUAUUUAUGAGGCAUUCAUUCACUGUUUGUUAAGCAUCUGGAUGGUGAGAGCAAAAAGUAAGGAUGGUUCCUGCCCUCCAGGCCAGCAGCUGGGGGAGACACAAAUACCCAGGAGGGGAACCGGCAGGGAAACCAGCAGGCCAGGCCAAGUGCACUAGUGGACCACAGAUAAUGAGUUUUGGAGGCCCCGCUAAAGGUCAGGCCCAGAGCUGAGAAGGAGGGAUUCAAAGUGGAGGUGGUUUUGGCCCCAUUCCUUGAUGAGAGGCAAACUCAGCAAAGUUUGGGCAAAGCAUAGAAGGUUGAGUGGUCACCCCCACACCCACCCCCCAGGUGGAGGAACCAGCAUUUGCAAAGGCACAGAGGGAAAUCACAGGAAAGGGGAGCCAGGGAGGGGGUGGGAGAUGAGCCUGGAAAAGGAAGCGUUGGAAGCUGAAUCACAGAUGGCCUCAAAUGCCUGGUGAGGAGUUUAAAGUGACCCUAGAAGACGUGGGAGUCAUUGAUGGUUCUUGAGGAAGGGAAUGGCAGGAUCAACACCGAUUAGAAAGGAGGGACACUUAUGCAGUGUGGGGGAAGGAUCUGAAGUGCACAAUAAGUGCACUUUUCAAGGUCAAGCGGCAGUCCUGUAAGACAGAACACAAAAGGGGAAAUAAAAUCGUUUCAUUGCUGUUUGGGGGAUGAUGACAUCAACUGUACACUCACAUCCCUGAAUCCUGAUCUCCUCUCAUGGCUCUAACAUCCCCCAACCCUCUUGAAUGUUCUAAGCAACAUUAAAUAUCACGCCUCUUAUCUAUUUCCUAGCAGCCACGCAGUUACACUUGGGUUUAAAUUUUUCAGUCACUCUGUGGCCUUUCUCUCCCUACCCUUCUCCCCCCCUUGUUUAGAGGCUGGGAUUCUGGAUCCCCAAAUCAGAGAUCAGAACCAGCUCUUCACAGACUGGUUCCUGUGGGUUUUGACAAGAGCUCAGUGCCCCACUUCCUUUGACCCCCCUCCCAUGAGGCUCCAGGUCUGAUGACCCCAUCCCAUUAAGCUUCAGGUCAUGUGGGGGGCUCGGCAACAUGGAACUGCAUGCUGAGUAGGGAAGGGGGGGCUGGCAUCCCUUUACUUUUCUGGCGGAAACCAGCCAGCGGGGUGGUGUGUGGAUACCAGUCGCCCGUCCCGGUCGUGUUGGGAAGUCUCCACUCUGCAACCUUGUGAAUUCUACAUCUAGUCCAACACUGGCUGAUAAGCAAAAAAAAAAAAAAAAAAGAUUGUGUGUUUCUUUGAGAAGCUAUGUAAAUGAAGUCACCUUAGAACAUAUUCUAUGUGGAUGCUUAUAUUUUGUUAACUUCUUGACUAAUAUGGCAUGUCUUAUUUUUUCAAAAAAAAUGUGCGUGCUAGGUGCAAAUAAAAUUAUGAAGUGGUA
Messenger RNA from Artibeus jamaicensis (Jamaican fruit-eating bat), 5089 nucleotides. It is a transcript of the gene NIPAL3, whose product is annotated as NIPA like domain containing 3. Gene Ontology annotation, biological process: magnesium ion transport. The coding region runs from base 756 to 1976 and encodes 406 amino acids. Gene Ontology annotation, cellular component: membrane. NCBI's taxonomy places the organism in Eukaryota, Metazoa, Chordata, Mammalia, Chiroptera, Phyllostomidae. The transcript has 14 exons. The record is from RefSeq and is a predicted model, not a curated record. Gene Ontology annotation, molecular function: magnesium ion transmembrane transporter activity.